UGAAAAUCACUUUCAGACCAUGACGAGUAUAAUUAUGAGAUUUGUAAUUAAGUUAUUUGGCCGAUAGAAAAGAGUUAUUUGUGUUUAGUUGCGUUCUUCAAGCAUUAAGCAUAUAUAUUUUACUUAAUACGAAUUAAUAAUUACCGCAGUACCGUAUACUAUAUUGUGAUUACCGUAUAUUGUAAUUAAUAAUUUAGCCUUUCGCAGUUUUAAUUUGCUGAUCAGCACUAUUUUUACCUUUUUUAACGCUUUAUGGCGGCCGGCGAAUGCUUAACUGUUAAAACUAAUUUCUGUUACAUAUGUGUCCACCCUGGAACUAGGAAAUCGGUCGGUCUUGUAAUCGCCACACAUUCCUGUGGUUACCAUGCCUGCCGGUGCAGGACGGGAACGAUGGACUUACUUGACUCAUAACAGCAUUUCGAUGCUGUGUGGAAUCGUAUUCCAAGACAGUCUCAGUGGAUUGAAUGGCCGGUUGCAAGGAACCGUUCAGGAUUGUACUAGCGGCAAAGAUCCAUCUUGUCAAAAUUUCACAGCAUCUCAGUUUAAUGGCAUAUAUGUUAGUGGGUUCUGGAUAGGAGCGGUAAUCAGUGUACUAACUGGAUUCUUCGUAGCAAGAUUCGGAAUUUGGAUGACCAGCUAUCUCACAGCAAUAUUGCUCUUUUUAGGAUCGACAUUAUUUACACUGGGAGCUUACUGCUCGUCUAGCGGGUCCGCCUUUGCCGUCAUGCUUAUUGGCAGACUACUGGGCAGUAUUGGAAUCUAUGGAAAUUUCGUGGUGACCGGUGAAGUCAAGUCACACUGGUUUAGUGGAAAAGAGCUGGCCCUCGCGUUCAGUAUCUUCUUCUUUUUUGGAAGAUUAGGUUCCAUAAUAUCUUUUGCAUCCGUGGGCACUUUACUGGAAAAUCUGGGGCUGCAGAAUACCUUGUGGAUUUUGUGGGGCAUCGACCAAGUAGGCACUCUCUGCUAUAUUCUGGCAGGAUGGGUGUACAAGUCGCACACCAGCACCCGCUUGGAUGAGAAAGUGAUCCACGAUACCGCAGCGUCCGUGCAGUUUAACGUGUCCACACUGGGGCAUCUCGGUACCAGCUGCUGGCUGAUGUGCACGGUCAUUUUUUUCUACUAUGGAGCGUUUAAUUCGGUUUUAGCUGAUGGUACAAAGUUUUUUAUCGAAAUGUACGAUUACUCGGAAGCCAAAGCCGCCGUUGUCGUCGGAAUAAUACCGGACAUCAGUCUGAUAGCACCCCUUAUUGGUUGGCUAAUCGAUAAACACGGAAACCGGGACGUAAUAACCAGCCUGGGGUCACUGCUUCUUCUCGUGGGCUUAUUAAUAAUUGCUCCCAUCCCGGCUGAUGCGGCGAUGAUUGUGGGUCUGAGUUUUCUGGCUGUAUCGUUUUCCAUGGAUAUCGCGUGUUUCUGGAGCAACAUACCGGUGCUGAUAACUGUUCCCGCCUUAGCCGGUGUAGCUAUUGGUGUGGCGAUCGCCAGUGAACUGCUGGCCAGUGGGCUGCUGUUGCUCAUCAGUGGAUUUAUUCUGGACAACACAUCAAACACUACAGAUAUACGAUGGAUGAAUUUCUUCGUAUUGAUAACAUUAUUCGCUGGCAUCGCUUUGGUGUUUACGGUGAUAUUGUUGUGGCACGAUUGGAGAAAAGGAGGGUGGAAGCUGCGUCGGGCAGCUGGCGGAGGUGUAGACUCAAUUCCCGCCAUUAUGACGGCGGAGGGAGCUCCGGUGCCGUUACCAGACGAAGGGAAACAGCAAUACUGACGAGCCACAAGAUUUCGCGUUAUGACUCCAUCGGUUCAAAAUAAGCUUAUUACAUUUUUACUCCAAGAUGUCAUGAAUAUCUUACAUAAAUAAGAUAGAACGAUUCUAUUUUGUUCAGGAUUAACGAAAAUGAUGUGAACUAUGA
Molecule: messenger RNA, 1910 nt
Organism: Paramacrobiotus metropolitanus
Lineage: Eukaryota; Metazoa; Tardigrada; Eutardigrada; Parachela; Macrobiotidae
Product: major facilitator superfamily domain-containing protein 1-like
Exons: 5
Coding region: 365-1765 (466 amino acids)
Biological process (GO): transmembrane transport
Molecular function (GO): transmembrane transporter activity
Source: RefSeq, a predicted model, not a curated record